AUUAACAGUCCGAUUAACGGAAACGGAGGGGGAUUCAACGGAGGGUAACAUCUGAGUUUCAAGGUGACUUGGGCCGUACUACUCUUACCACUUACAAAAAGGGUUAAGAAAACCCUAAUCUCUCUCGACAUCUCUCAAUCAGACCGGACAAGUUUCUUCUGCUUCCGCAUCUCUCAGAUACUACACAGGCUUAAAUGGAAGAUUCUUCUACAGUACCCACACAGGAGGAAGUCUCUGAGAAGGACCGUGAUGCAUUCACUGUUGUUAUUGGAAGCAAGACAUCAGUUCUUGAAGGAGAAGGCACAUCUGAUGCUAAUGUGAAAGAUAUAACCGUUGAGUCUUUUUCAGUCUCUGUUCGAGGUAAAGAGCUUCUGAAGAACGCGACUGUGAAGAUCUCACAUGGGAAAAAGUAUGGAUUGGUGGGGUCUAACGGAACGGGGAAGUCUACAUUGUUGAAGCUUUUGGCUUGGAGGAAGAUUCCGGUUCCCAAGAAUAUCGAUGUUCUUUACGUUGAGCAAGAGGUGGUUGCUGAUGAAAAGACUGCUUUGCAAGUAGUUGUUUCUGCUAAGGAAGAGUUGGUUAAGCUAAGAGAAGAAGCUGAAGCUCUGCAGAACUCAGAUGAUGAUUGUGGAGAAAAGCUUGUUGAGUUGUAUGAGAGGCUACAGGUCUUGGGGUCAGACGCUGCUGAAGCAAAGGCUUCCAAGAUUCUUGCCGGGUUAGGUUUCACAAAAGAGAUGCAAGUGCGUGCAACUGAGUCGUUCAGUGGUGGCUGGAGGAUGAGAAUAUCGUUAGCUAGAGCUCUCUUUGUGCAACCUACUUUAUUGUUGUUAGAUGAACCCACCAACCAUCUGGACCUGAGAGCUGUUCUGUGGUUGGAGGAGUACUUGUGUCUCUGGAAGAAGACAUUGGUUGUUGUUUCACAUGACAGGGACUUCCUCAACACUGUCUGCACGGAUAUAAUACAACUUCAUGAUCAGAAACUCCACUUGUACCGCGGUAACUACGAUGAUUUCGAAACUGGAUAUGAGCAGCGACGCAAGGAGAUGAACAAGAAGUUUGAGAUUCACGAAAAACAGGUUAAAGCAGCUAAGAGAUCUGGAGACCGUGCUCAACAGGAGAAGGUAAAGGACAAGGCCAAGCUUGCUGUGAAGAAAGAAGCAUCCAAGAGGAAGGCAAAGGGUAAGGCGGUGGAUGAAGAUGGCCCAGCACCUGAAGCUCCUAAAAAGGACAACGGUUAUAGCGUGGAGUUUCAUUUUCCAGAACCAACCGAGCUCACUCCUCCUCUUCUUCAGCUGCUUGAGGUUAGCUUCUGCUACCCUGACAGGCCAGAUUUCAAGCUCUCAGAUGUUGAUGUGGGUAUAGAUAUGGGUACAAGGGUUGCUAUAGUUGGGCCUAAUGGAGCUGGGAAGUCUACUCUUUUGAACCUUCUUGCUGGUGACUUGGUUCCAACCGAGGGUGAAGUGGGAAGAAGCCAAAAGCUGAGGAUUGGCAGAUACUCUCAGCACUUUGUUGACUUGUUAACAAUGGAUGAAACACCUGUUGAGUAUCUUCUCCGUCUUCAUCCUAACCCUCGCCAAGAGGGAAGUGCCACAACCCCAGAAGAGGCGGUGCGUGCAAAGCUAGGCAAGUUUGGGCUACCAAGUGACAACCACAAAACUUCAAUAACCAACCUGUCUGGUGGACAAAAAGCUAGAGUUGUGUUCGCCUCAAUCUCAAUGUCCAAGCCACACAUUUUGCUUCUUGACGAGCCUACGAAUCACUUAGACAUGGAGAGUAUAGAUGCGUUGGCAGGUGCAUUAGAUGAGUUCAGUGGAGGAGUUGUGCUGGUGAGUCAUGACUCGAGACUCAUAUCACGUGUGUGUGAGGAUGAGGAGAAGAGUCAGAUUUGGGUUGUGGAAGAUGGAACAGUGUCUUUCUUUGACGGCACGUUUGAAGAGUACAAAGAAGAACUCCAAAUACAAAUCAGAGAAGAGGUUGAUGAGUGAUGUUUUGUUGUUGGCUUCUAAAGUUAAAACUCAGACUCAUUUUAUAUUCAUAACAGACUCGAAAAGUAUUGUGUGUGUUUUCUUCAUAUAUGCGUUACUGGCAUGACACCAUA
Molecule: messenger RNA, 2098 nt
Organism: Brassica oleracea var. oleracea
Lineage: Eukaryota; Viridiplantae; Streptophyta; Magnoliopsida; Brassicales; Brassicaceae
Product: ABC transporter F family member 4-like
Exons: 2
Coding region: 195-1985 (596 amino acids)
Molecular function (GO): ATP binding; ATP hydrolysis activity
Source: RefSeq, a predicted model, not a curated record